Messenger RNA from Sphaeramia orbicularis (orbiculate cardinalfish), 3605 nucleotides. RefSeq names its product piggyBac transposable element-derived protein 4-like. Lineage: Eukaryota; Metazoa; Chordata; Actinopteri; Kurtiformes; Apogonidae. The transcript has 3 exons. The record is from RefSeq and is a predicted model, not a curated record. Bases 98 to 1816 code for a protein of 572 amino acids.
UUGUUUUCACGCCAGUCCGCUGUGGUUGUUUUGGACACAUGCUCUGGACUCACAGGUAACACCAGUACAGACAGAGGACUGAAGUUCAUGUUGGAAAAUGUCUGCUAGACGGUCAUCCAGAGUUAGAGGACCACCCUCAAAGUUUACGGAUGAAACGAACGGAUUUGAAGAAAUGAGUGGUGAAGAAAUGUCUGAUGCAGAAAGAGGUCACAUUCAGUGGUAUAGAGGGAGAACCCAUGGUGAUGUGACUGGUGAUGUGGGCAGAGACCGAAGCCGCUCUCCACAUCAGAGAUGGAGGACGGAGGCAGAGCCUGAUGAUGGAGUCCCACAAUCACUGACAUUCAACCCCAAACGUGCCCCGGGUGUUCAGCCGCCACUCAACAUGGGAAGCCCAUCACCAGGUGAAAUUUUUUCACACUUUUUCAGCGCUGCAGUUUUCAAACUCCUAUGUGAAAACACCAACAAGAAUGCAGCCAAAAACCUGGAGAGGGGAAAGAAGUUUGACUGGAGUGAAGUGACUCCAGGUGAAAUGCAGAAGUUUGUUGGCAUGCUGCUGUACAUGUCGGUGCUGGAUCUCCCCAGGAUGAGUGACUUUUGGCGUCGAGAAUCUAUUUUCCAUGUGGCAUUCCCUGCUACCGUCAUGGUCCGAAACCGGUUCAUGUCCAUCUUAUCUAAUCUUCAAAUGAGUGACCCAGAAGAAUGUGAAGAAAAUGAUAAGAAAAAGGGCUCAGAGGAUUAUGACCAGUUCCAUUUGGUCAGACCGCUCAUGGAAAUGAUUUGCAUGAACUGCAAAUCCAUCUAUCAUCCAAGACAGCAUCUUGCAGUGGAUGAGAGGAUGGUUAGGACCAAGGCCAGGUUCGGCAUCAAACAGUAUCUGAAGGGCAAGCCAACAAAGUGGGGGCUGAAGUUUUUUGUUCUGGCUGACGUCAAUGGCUACAUCAUUGACUUCAUACUCUACAAGCCCAACAGAGCUUCAGGAAAAGGGCUCUCGUUUGACAUUGUAGCGACACUAGUCGACAAAGACUCCCUGGGAUCUGGAUAUAUUAUCUAUACAAACAAUUUCUUCACCAAUCCCAUCCUCUUUCGACACCUGAGGCAGCAGGGAUUCGGAGCUUGUGGGACAUACAGGCAGGGAAGAGAUGGUACCCCCACCACUCAAGAAAAUGCCCUCACCAAAACAUCCCCACGAGGCAGUAUCCGGUGGAUCAGGGACAGGGAGCUUCUGUUCGUCAAGUGGAUGGAUGUGAGAGAAGUCUCAUUGUGUUCAACUGUGCACUCUGUGUUCAGUGGGGACAUAGUGGACCACUAUGUGUCAGGUGACGGGGCAGAACAAAAGAUCUCCCUCCUCAGACCAACAUCAGUCACAGAGUACAAUAAGUACAUGGGGGGAGUGGACACCUCUGACCAGAUGAUCGGUACACAUUCAGUUCCCCGGAAAACUAUGAGAUGGACCGUCACUAUUUUUCAGCAUCUGGUUGACAUCGCUGCGACAAACUCCUUCAUCAUCCACACAGAUCGCUGUGACAGCAUGCAACAAAACCCCAUGACCCGUCAGCGAUUCCAGGAGCAACUCACUGCACACCUCCUUGGUGUUAAGUUGAAAAAUGUCCCUCAGAUACCCCCAGGUCAGAAACACCUACCUGUCCCCACCAGAAGCGAACAUACUGAGGCUCACAAAGCCGGUCAGGGGCGACGGCGCUGCAGACUCUGCCAUAGGAGCACUGCAUGGAUGUGUGAGGCCUGUGAUGUGGGCCUGUGUCUGCAGCCAGACAGGAACUGUUUCUGGCAGCACCACCAAGGCCACUCUCUGCAGUAGAGGAAGGACAGUUGCCCUGUGGGGUAAAAAACGCCUGUACAUUGUUUGCAUUUUUGCCUUGUUUGUGCACAACAAGAGACAAAGAUUCACAAUUUUUUUUUUAUGUACAUUGUUUUUAUACUUUUCAAAGUUCACAUUUAACAUUCAAAAUCUGUUAUUCAUGUUUAAUUUUGGUGUUUUUUAUCUACUAAAACUCAAAUCCAAUUUCAUUUUUGUGGUUUUCUUUCAUUUUAAGCUGUUAUUUCAGUAUUAUAACAUGCAGUAAAUUGUAAGUCACUGCUAGAUUUUGAAAGGUCCAAGUGUUCUGAAAAAAUGGGCAAAAGGACUUACAGCAUAUUUUCUAAUCUUUUUAUUGUCAAAGUAAGAAAAAAAAAAGUCCAGGUGUACUAUUUUAGACUUAGGAUUUAAAGGGAAUGCGCUUGUCGGUGACUCAUGUAGACUUGGCUGUCAAAUAUCUUGAAUAGCUCGCUGCUUCCCUGAUGUGCUACUGUCAACUUGAGACUUGCAUUCUAAGUCCAUUCUCUUAGACCAUUCAUACCAAGACUGAACUCAGUGAACUUGAUAUUGAGAAACGCCUAAUAUCUCCAUUUGGUUACCUGUGUGUUCUGGUUUGAGAAAGGAAGCUGAGGAUUUUUUUCCCCUUUUUUGAGAUAGCUGGUCCUUUCUCACCCCCUCAUUAUGCUCUGCUGGUGCCACUGGUUUCAUGGCCUGAGGAUGAACUAUCCCUGAGGCUGUUGUUCCCAUCAGAUGACACCAGUAUGAAGAGCAUGUUGGGUGAGUGGAGUCUCAGAUACUGGUCUCCUGUGGACAAUAGUUUCUCCUUUUUUGAAACAGUAGUGGAAUAUAACUAGUGUUAAGUCUGCUUUGCCACUGAGAAAUAUUCCUCUACUCUGUGACCCCCCAUCAGGUUAAAUAGUUUGAAAACUGUACUCUACAUGACUAUUUGCACUCCUACACCGUGGGUCUGCAAAGACUGAACAGCUGUCAGCGCCCUCCUGGUUAAAUCCCUUAUUGAGAAUUUUGUGAAUAAACACAGUCUCCACUCACAUGGACAAUUUAACUGGCCCUUGAGUUUAAAAGUGUGGAUGUUAACACCCCAACUACUCUAAACUACUUGGUUGUGUCUGUCUGGUGGGUGGAUCCUGACAAAGUUGGGAGUUUUGGUUCCUCAAAAGCAUGCAGCCUUUGCAAAUGGAGUCACCCAGUUUAGAUGAGCCUCAGUGACUCCUGACAGACCUGAACACAUACACAAAACCUUUACCGUUCACCAGUUUAUAUAGGUGUGUUCAUCACAUUAUGAUCAAUAACUAAUUGGUUAGUUUUUCUUGAAUUUCUACCAGUGUAAUGAAUGUAUUUUUCUUCAUAUAGCAAGUACAAUCAUUCAAUUGCUAUUAACACGCCUGUCACAAAACUCUUGAUCCCUGAAAGAAAUAUGACGCCUCAUUCUUCAGUCUUACCUCCAUCUUUGAGGUCAGAAACGGGCAGGUCGCCCCAAUGACCUGCAACGACUUCAGAAACACUCAGCUGUGUCAGGAUUCACCCAGAAGACACACAGAUUAUGAGUAUUUUGUCAUAAUUUAAGUGUUUGACUCACUGUAGAAACUGUUUAACUCUUUAAUUCAUACACGUGUAAUAUUUUAAAGAGUUUUAAUCUAUACUGAAUACAGAGGCAGUGAACCUGAAAGAUUAAGAUAAAUUCUAUGUUCAGAUUGUUUGUCGUUUUAUGGCGUUUUCUUUUUAGUCUCAUACCAAACAGUGGAGGUGAGCCAGUUUGUCUCCAUUAAAAAAA